GAGCAGCGCUGCGGUUUCACGCCGUAAAAGUCGGCUAGGACCAGCUGGCACCCGCCGUCACUCCACAUUCGUGGCUUAAACGCUGCCAGCGUGCUGCACGGCGCAAACGGCGCGCGAAUUCGUCGUCCUGGCGUCGAUUUCGGGUGAGCCAAAAAGUGCAGUGCAGUAAGCGCGCGCUGCAGAUGGCAGCCCUCGACAACGACAGCGACAGCGAACUGGACGCGGAAAAGCCGUUGCUACCCGCGAGGAUCAUCCCGAGCACCUACACGGCGGAGGGCGACCUCGGCGGCGGCGGCAUACCGUACGGCUGGACCUUCGAGACGCUCAUCGGCAAGGGCACGAUCCGCGAGCGAUUAGAAAGAGACGGCAGCGCGCUCAUCAAGGCAGCGCUGCGCGACCCGCACGCCCGCGCGGCUGUCGAGCGGCGCGAAGGCCGGCGGCCGAGCCGCGUCGGUGACGACGAGUGGGAGAAGCGCCUGCGCAGCCGCUUCGUGCGCAUGUUCAUCAACUUUGAAUUUCUGUCCACCAGAAAGCGCGUCGCCGUCUUCGCGUUCGCGGGCGACGGCGCCUACCGAGCCAGCCUGACGACUGACCUGGCGGCGCGGGCGGCCACGCGGCUCACGAAGUCGAUCGAGUUCGGCGCGGCGUUCGCGCCUGAGUGCUCAGUGAGGGCGCGCAAGGCGCUCGUCGCGCGAUGGCUCCGAGAGCUCCGACUCGCGGGCAAGACUCGCGCCAAGACCGAUGUGGCGCACACGUACCAGGCCACCUUCGAAGCUCUAGGCUUCCGUGCCGCGACGUUCCAGAACGGAAUUGUCGUGCGCAUGAGCGCGGCGCUCCCGCGCUGGCUCGUCGCCGGGCCCGUCGUGCUGCUCGCGGAGCUCCUGCGCCGCGACCGGGCGAAGCUCCGCGGCGAACCGCCGACGGACCCCAUUGCACGACUCCUCUGGACCUGCGGCACGCACGACCGCGACCACUGGAGCCAUGCCUUCCUCCGCAACGCUCUUCUGUACUUCUGAGAGUGUCCCUUUCGUUCUAAGC
Molecule: messenger RNA, 1038 nt
Organism: Pelagomonas calceolata
Lineage: Eukaryota; Pelagophyceae; Pelagomonadales; Pelagomonadaceae
Source: the annotation of a GenBank genome assembly